AUGCCCUUCGCACAGCUCGUCAUCGGUCCUCCCGGAGCCGGCAAAUCCACCUACUGCAAUGGAAUGCAUCAGUUCCUCGGCGCAAUCGGCCGAAAGUGCUCGAUCGUGAAUCUGGACCCCGCCAACGACAGAACCUCAUAUCCGUGUGCGCUGGACGUGCGCGACCUUGUGACGUUAGAGGAGAUUAUGGAUGAACACAAAUUGGGACCAAAUGGAGCGACGCUGUAUGCGUUGGAGGACCUUGAGGAGAAUUUUGAAUGGUUGGAGACGGGACUGAAGGAGCUUGGCGAGGAUUAUGUGAUCUUCGACUGUCCCGGCCAGGUCGAGCUAUUUACGCAUCACGACUCACUACGGAACAUCUUUUUCAAGAUCUCCAAGAUGGGCUAUCGGCUGAUAGUGAUCCACCUGAUUGACUCAUACGCGCUCACCCUGCCAUCGAUGUACAUUUCCGCUCUUCUUCUCUCCCUUCGUGCCAUGUUGCAACUCGAUCUCCCUCACCUGAAUGUCUUGACGAAAAUCGACAACUUAUCCAACUAUACCAAUCUUCCCUUCAACCUCGACUACUAUACCGAGGUCCAAGACCUCAACUACCUCAUCCCUCAUCUCGAGGCCGAGUCCUCUCGCCUCACGAAUUCCAAAUUCGGAGCCCUGAAUAAUGCGAUCAUCGACCUGGUCGAAGAGUUCGGCCUCGUGGCGUUUGAAACGCUAGCCGUCGAAGACAAGAAGAGCAUGAUGAACUUGCUCAAGGCGAUUGACCGCGCGAGCGGAUAUGCGUUCGGACCGGCCGAAGGUGCGAAUGACACUGUCUGGUCGGUGGCGGUGCGAGAGGGACUCGGUGGGAUGGACGUGCGAGAUGUGCAGGAACGCUGGUUGGACGCCAAGGACGAGUUCGACGCUCAGGAACGGGCUGAAUUGGAGGAGACUGCUCGGCUGGAAGAGGAGGCGCGCAAGAUGGCAAUGAAUGCCGAAUUGGCCAGUCGGGAAGGUGACGAAGCGGAUGACUUUGAUGAUGAAUUGGCGAGCUGGAAGGCGUCUGCGCCGGACAGUGGGAUUACCGUGCGGCGCAAACCAACGUAG
Penicillium diatomitis is the source of this 1077-nucleotide messenger RNA. RefSeq names its product GTPase GPN2. The transcript has 3 exons. Gene Ontology annotation, cellular component: cytoplasm. The record is from RefSeq and is a predicted model, not a curated record. Gene Ontology annotation, molecular function: GTPase activity. Bases 1 to 1077 code for a protein of 358 amino acids. Lineage: Eukaryota; Fungi; Ascomycota; Eurotiomycetes; Eurotiales; Aspergillaceae.